AUGAUGAGAUUGAUAAUCGUGCUGGUGGCAUUCUAUUACUGCUGCUCUAUCGGGCAAUGCAAAAGCGCUACACUACAUCGAGUAAGCCGUUGCUCUGCUGGUGCAACAUACUGGUGUAGCUCGGCUGAGACUGCAAUGCAAUGCAAUGCCGUCGACUAUUGCCAAGUCUUUGCUUGGAGGGCAUCGAACAAUGAACAGCUGGAACUACAGCAACCAUUCCAUUGCUUGUAUAUAACACGACAAGUGAAAAGACUAUUGAAUCUUAACUUCACCAAGAAAUUUAUAAUUGAGCAAUCACGUAGAAUAUGUAAUAUCCUUCCUGGACAAUCGCGUGAAGUGUGCCAAGUUAUUACUCAAAAUUACUUUAUGAGCAUCAUUGAACUACUUCAUGUUGGCGCUACCACUGAACAGAUAUGCUACGAAGCGAAGAUUAGCAAGACUUUAGCACAAAGUGUUUUGCCUAUUGUUCCUUCAUUUCCUGGCUCAAAGAAUGCUACACUAUGUGGCUACUGUGAAUAUUUUGUUACAGUUGUUGAAGCAUUAUUUGAACGCAAAGGCGAACUUGAAAAUCUAAUACAGGUACUCGUUGACCGUGCUUGCGAGAGUUUAACCGAUGCUGCUCAAAAGCUGUGCAUAGAUUUUAUUCGAAACUACAUGCCCGGUAUCAUAAAAACUAUCGAAAAAUUACCUCCAAGGACAAUCUGUCGUUGCUACAUGAUUGCCCUAUAUACGGGUACAUUACUAGUAAACACCUGCAAGGAUUCAGAAGCUAGAGCUUAUACGCAAUUUUCCAACGAGAUUAACACUCUGAUGCCAAAUAAAUGCGAUUUAGGACCAAUCUAUGGCUGCAUCAAUAAGCAUACUUCUGAAACAUGCAAUAUGAAUAAACAAUGCCAUCCGUUGAUCAACUUAUAGAACCAAAUAUCAUUUCACUAAAUUUGUUAAUGUUAAAUUAUAAAUGACCUUAAAUAUAUUAUCCAAUUUAUCGCUAGUCAUAAGCUUAAAAUCAUCGUUUCUCAUUUUGUUAGCAUCAAUCAUUCUGAUUGAAUUUAAAGUCUCAUAAAUCAACUCAUACCUCAUUUUUAUUAGACAACGCCAUAAAAUAUAGUAUGGUGCCGUACUAGUUAUUUUUAAGAACUGAUUAGUUGUCAAAAUUUAGCGUAAUUCUUAUCAAUAGCAUAG
Molecule: messenger RNA, 1182 nt
Organism: Trichoplax adhaerens
Lineage: Eukaryota; Metazoa; Placozoa; Uniplacotomia; Trichoplacea; Trichoplacidae
Exons: 11
Coding region: 1-915 (304 amino acids)
Source: RefSeq, a predicted model, not a curated record